Babesia ovata is the source of this 900-nucleotide messenger RNA. RefSeq names its product NADH-cytochrome b5 reductase. The transcript has a single exon. The coding region runs from base 1 to 900 and encodes 299 amino acids. The record is from RefSeq and is a predicted model, not a curated record. NCBI's taxonomy places the organism in Eukaryota, Apicomplexa, Aconoidasida, Piroplasmida, Babesiidae. Gene Ontology annotation, molecular function: oxidoreductase activity.
AUGGAUGUAUGCGACAAUGUUGUUGCUCUGAGUGAACGUUACCUUGCUGGAGAAGGCUUCCACGUGCCUAGCCCGAAGAACAUCGACACCAAGCUUCAAUUACCACUAACCCUAGUUAGAAGCGUGCCAGUGUCUCCAACAGCAGCCGUGUUUGUGCUGCAAUACCCACAAGAACUGGAAGAAGAGUUCAGAUCCCACGUAUUUGCACAUUACGUGUUGCACGGCAGGCACUUCGAGCCGUCUGUGGAGGGGUAUUGGAACGGUAUCAAGUCUCCUGUAGAGGAGGAUAACCAUGUAGCACGCAAAUACACGCCGAUUUUUGUCGACGCGGAUCGCCGAGAAGUCCAUUUCCUCAUACGUAUAUAUCGCUGCUGUCCAGAUUACGUGGACGGUGGACGGCUGACGCGGUGGCUUGAGUGCGUCGAUCCGCAGGGGCAGAUCCUGUUAAAUCCGUGGUUUACGAAGUAUUCGCUUGGGAAAGACGGCUUCAUAGGCCCCGCCAACGGUGAGCCGGUAGAACACCGGACGCUGAACAUAGUUGCCGGUGGCACGGGAAUAACUCCAUUCGUGCGGUUCCUUAUACACAACAAAAAAGCCCACGUUAAGCUCCUCUACUGCAACAAGACAUUGCAAGAAAUUCUGCUUAAGCCGCUCAUUGACCAGCUGAGAUAUCGAGGUAACUUCGAGGUGAGAUAUCUGGUGACCUCGGAGGACCCUGCCGUCGUUGACAGCUUCACACCCACAAAGGACGACAACAUUUUUUUCGGAAAACUAUCGCGCAAGUACAUCGAGGACUUCUUCGAACGCGAGGAUAGCGUCACAAUAUCGUGCGGGCCGCCUGGCAUGAUGAUGACGGUUAAAAAAAUCACCUCAGAGUUGGGAUUACGCACGUUGCUUUAG